AUGUCAGACACCUUCAACCCCACCGACUAUGCCACCUACCCAGGUUCCCAGGUUCCAAACGUGACUGGGAACUGGGAAGCUGAUUAUCUCAUGUUCCAAGCAACAGAGUCUCAGGCAGCAGGGGAGGGAGGUUCUACCGCUGUAUCUUCUGCUGCCGACGAUGGGGACGAGUUUGAGACCUACGAGGAUUUCGUUGAAGACGCUACAACUGCUAGCUCAUCAAAAGCAAAGAAGGCGAGAAGGUUGGAGCAACUCGGGAAGAAGAAAACUGAAGAUCUGCGAUCGAAACACCGCCGUGCCAGCUCGAAAGCCACAUUGGAGAAGAAAACGCUACUUGGCGAGAUUAACAGGCGCACUGGAGGGUCAAUCAAGCUCAACCAAGUAACAUCAGUCAAAGCUCUGCGUGACCAACUUGCUUGGCUGGAUAAUGCCGAAACGGAGCUGGCAGCGAGGGUAGGUGGUCUAUCUGUCGGAGACAGUAAUGCUACUUUCAGCCACCCACCGGGGAGCUCUUGGGUAGCAGAAUGGAGCUCUUAUCCUCCGCAAUGGUUCGACAACAACUCAAAUCAAGAGAGUGCUGAUCCACCUCCCGAAGAUGACAGACUGUAG
Cryptococcus wingfieldii CBS 7118 is the source of this 609-nucleotide messenger RNA. RefSeq lists its product as hypothetical. NCBI's taxonomy places the organism in Eukaryota, Fungi, Basidiomycota, Tremellomycetes, Tremellales, Cryptococcaceae. The record is from RefSeq and is a predicted model, not a curated record. Bases 1 to 609 code for a protein of 202 amino acids. The transcript has 4 exons.